This is a messenger RNA of Aspergillus luchuensis, 1206 nucleotides long. RefSeq names its product branched-chain amino acid aminotransferase, cytosolic. Gene Ontology annotation, biological process: L-leucine biosynthetic process; L-valine biosynthetic process. Lineage: Eukaryota; Fungi; Ascomycota; Eurotiomycetes; Eurotiales; Aspergillaceae. Bases 1 to 1206 code for a protein of 401 amino acids. The transcript is spliced from 3 exons. Gene Ontology annotation, molecular function: branched-chain-amino-acid:2-oxoglutarate transaminase activity. The record is from RefSeq and is a predicted model, not a curated record. Gene Ontology annotation, cellular component: mitochondrion.
AUGGGUUCUGUUGCGCCUUCUCCCGCAGAGCUCGACGCCUCCGUCGUCAAGGUCACCCGCUCGACCAACCUUCGCGAUGUGCCUCUUCCUGGCUCUCCCGAGGAAUUGAGCCACUCCCACUGCACCGACCACAUGGUCACUGCUCGUUGGACCGUCGCCAAUGGCUGGGAGACUCCUGAAGUUCGGCCAUUCGAGAACCUGAGCAUCCCUCCCACAGCCUCGUGUCUGCACUAUGCCACCGAAUGUUUCGAGGGUAUGAAGGUGUACCGGGGAUUCGAUGGCAAGCUGCGUCUGUUCCGGCCCGAUUGCAAUGGCGAGCGUCUGAUGAACAGCGCCAAGCGCACCUCUCUGCCCUCGUUCCGGUAUGAGGAGAUCAAGCGUCUCAUUGCCAAGUUGAUGCAGAUCGAUGGACCUCGUUGGCUACCCAAGGAUCAACCCGGUCGAUUCCUCUACCUCCGUCCCGCGUUGAUUGGCAGCGGCCCACACCUCGGCGUCCAGACACCCAAGGAAGCCCUUCUUUUCAUCAUCGCCGUGCCGUGGCCCGACCCUUCGAAGAAGCAGGUCGAGCAGCCUGGUGUUCCUCAUGGAUUGAAGCUUUACGCUUCUCAGCCUGAUAGCAUUCGUGCUUGGCCCGGUGGUUUCGGAUACGCCAAGCUCGGCGCCAACUAUGGUCCGUCGUUGCUGGCGCAUGGCAAGGCGCAGGAGCUUGGGUUCGAUCAGGUGCUGUGGCUGUUUGGUGAGGAUCGUCAGGUUACGGAGGCGGGUGCUAGUAACUUCUUCAUCGUGUGGGAGAACAAGGAGACGAAGAAGCUGGAGCUGGUGACUCCUUCGUUGGAGAGUCAGCUCAUUCUUCCGGGUGUUACUCGUCGUAGUGUGCUGGAGUUGGCUAAGGAGCGUCUGACUCAGUCUGUGGGCAAGCUGGCUCCUGUUGAUGUUGUUGAGAAGCACUUCACUAUCGGUGAUGUUGAGGAGGCUUGGAAGGAGGGCAGGAUCGUGGAGUCGUUUGUCUGUGGUACUGCUUUCUUCGUCACUCCUGUCAAGCUCAUCCGCAGCGGAGACGUAGAUAUGAACAUGCAGGAGGCUGGUGCUGAACGUGCCGGAUAUGCUGCUCAGAUCAAGUCCUGGCUCGAGGCCAUCAUGUUCGGCAUGAAGGGCGAGGCGACCCAUGAGUGGGGAUACGUCAUUGAUGGUGAAGUUGAACAAUAA